AAGCAGCCCUGAUCCACCCCAGCCAAUGAACCAGGCGCCCCUUUCCAAUGGGGGGGGGGGUGAUGGCUGCUGGCUUCUCGGGGCUCCGGGAGCUGAUGACAAUGGGCAAUUGUUGAGCAGGCCCCUCUCUUUGGAGUUUCUUCCUUUUAUAGUAAGUAGCAGUUGCUCCUGCAGCUGGCCUGCCCCUCUGGUGUGAGCACCGGGCUGGGUAUAUAAGGGGAAGGAGCAGACUUUGCCUUUUGUCCCUCGGUCUGUUGCCUUGUGGGGUGGGAAGACCCUUCUCAGCUCCUUUGCAAAGAACCCGGCACCAUGGCCCCCAAGAAACCUGAACCAAAGAAAGAGGCAGCCAAGCCUGCUCCUGCACCAGCCCCAGCAGCAGCGCCAGCACCGGCACCAGAACCCCCAAAGGAACCCACCUUCGAUCCCAAGAGCGUAACGAUUGACUUCAGUGCUGACCAGAUUGAAGAGUUCAAGGAGGCCUUCAUGCUGUUUGACAGGACCCCAACCGGGGAGAUGAAGAUCACCUACAGUCAGUGUGGUGAUGUCCUGCGGGCUCUUGGGCAGAACCCAACCAAUGCUGAAGUCCUGAAGGUGCUGGGCAAGCCCAAACCAGAAGAAAUGAACACGAAGAUGCUGGACUUCGAGACCUUCCUCCCAAUGCUGCAGCACAUCUCCCGCUCCAAGGACCAGGGAACCUUUGAGGACUUUGUGGAAGGCCUGCGUGUCUUUGACAAGGAGGGGAAUGGCACAGUCAUGGGUGCAGAACUGCGCCAUGUGCUUGCCACACUGGGCGAGAAGCUGACAGAAAGUGAAGUGGAGCAAUUGAUGACAGGACAGGAAGAUGCCAACGGCUGCAUCAACUAUGAAGCUUUUGUCAAGCACAUCAUGUCUGGUUGAAACAAGAAUCUUCAGGGUUUUCUGAAAUGUUUCCAUCCAACUAAGCAUUACCAGCAGCAAGAAUUCUUGACCCAUGUCCCUUCCUUCCUAAAAUGUCCUGAGUCCGCAGCUGUAUCUCACAUGAGCCACAACAAAGAGUCCUCAUAGCCACAAUGUACCAACCCUACACUAUUGUGUGCAAUCACCUCUGUAUAUAAAAGGACACAUGUCUGCCCUUCCAUUUUUAAGCUUAA
Terrapene triunguis (Three-toed box turtle) is the source of this 1130-nucleotide messenger RNA. It is a transcript of the gene MYL4, whose product is annotated as myosin light chain 4. Gene Ontology annotation, cellular component: myosin II complex. Bases 310 to 897 code for a protein of 195 amino acids. Gene Ontology annotation, molecular function: calcium ion binding. NCBI's taxonomy places the organism in Eukaryota, Metazoa, Chordata, Testudines, Emydidae. The transcript has 7 exons. The record is from RefSeq and is a predicted model, not a curated record.